Messenger RNA from Colletotrichum gloeosporioides, 507 nucleotides. RefSeq lists its product as uncharacterized. Bases 1 to 507 code for a protein of 168 amino acids. The record is from RefSeq and is a predicted model, not a curated record. Lineage: Eukaryota; Fungi; Ascomycota; Sordariomycetes; Glomerellales; Glomerellaceae. The transcript has a single exon.
AUGGUCGAGUCUGAGUCGUCCUUUCCCGAUUUGCAACUGAGCCUCUCACAGACCGCCGCCUCCAAAACCCCCACCGUCUCGGUGUCGGUCAAGAACGCUAGCCCCGACACUCCCGUGACGAUCCUGAAGUGGAAUUCUCCCCUUGAUGAGGCCGCUCUUGGCUUGGGUCUAGUUUCGAUCACGCCCGCCGGGGCGUCGGAGCCUAUCCGCAUGGACGCCGUCAAACUUACCCGCAAGAUGCCACCAGGUGCCGACUCCCUAGUAACGCUGCUUCCUGGUGAGAGCGUGAGCAAUGUUAUCGAGCUACGCGAGCCGAGGGUUCCAGAAGAUGUGUGGAAGGCAGGCAAGGCGAAGGCAAUGAUGAGAGGGAAGUGGAUGGCCGUUUGGCCCGGACUGAACACGAAAGAGUUGUUACAGCAGCCGCAGAAGCUGCAGUCUGUCGGCGCUGGUGCUGGUGGUUCGUUGACUGGGGAUUGGAAGACUGAGACGGUGGAGAUUGGUCAGUAG